Molecule: messenger RNA, 2718 nt
Organism: Monascus purpureus
Lineage: Eukaryota; Fungi; Ascomycota; Eurotiomycetes; Eurotiales; Aspergillaceae
Source: the annotation of a GenBank genome assembly
AUUUGCUUUAUCGAUUGAAGUUUUUCCGGGCGGUGGCUCCGGCUCAAAACGCAGUUUUGUUCCAGCGCCCAUUAUCGAUCACUUCCGACCUGUUCAUCAAUCCUCUCUCCUCCUCCAUUCUUCUCUAUCUUUGCUGGAAAUACUGGGACUAGUUCAUCUCUGCUUGAUGUGCCAGACUACUCAUGAUAAACGGGAUCUCGCCUCUCCGCGGUGGCCCUACACUCCUCUCCACCAGCCAUGAACACCUACCCAGCGAGCGCCGAUAUCCCCGAAUGGAGACCUUUGGUCGAAACACAAAGCAGAACGCGAUAUGACUCAGUCUCAGACUAUCUUCAGAGCAAUCAGACUAUAGCAUAUGUCUUUCUGAGCAUCAUCCUGGUGCAUUUCUUCCUGAACAUAUCCGGACAUCUCCUUCCGUCUUUACCACGCGUCUUGUGGAACAUUUCCGUCUACCUAACACCUUCACGAAUCGUAUUUGCACUGGACCCGAAGCGAGAGACGACACAGGAAAACCAUACUGAAGGACAAACGCCACCGAUGGAUACUUUCCAGGCGAAAAGCAAGGCGAUGCAGCGGAUUUUGGGGCUUGAGGAUAGAAAUAAUACGAAUUCCUCUUCUCCCUCUUUUUCGUCUUUAUUAUCUCCCGCCAGGACGUUCUCAGGGAUCGUUGGAAAUGCGCUGUUGCGUGGAGGUUCCAGGGAAAAUUUACCUCCAGGGCUGGGAAACUGGGAUAAUUCUUGCUAUCAGAAUAGUAUUAUCCAGGGUCUAGCUUCGCUGCGGUCUCUGGCAGCAUAUCUGGAGAGAAAUAUUAACGCUCUGACAGAGAGAGGAUCAUUUUCGACGCAUCAAGCCCUAAAGGAUAUCAUAGAGCGACUGAAUAGUCCUGCGUGCUAUGACCAGAAACUGUGGAUACCAGCUGAGUUGAAGUCGAUGAGCAGCUGGCAGCAGCAGGAUGCGCAGGAAUACUUCUCCAAAAUUAUAGAGCAGGUCGAUCGCGAGAUUCUGCAGGCAGCGAGGGGACGCACGGGAAAUCUAGGAUUGAAGGCUGCAGGACCGGAAGAGCACGUAAUCGGAACGGUUUCAAAUUUGAAAUUGACAGAUGAGACGCGUUCUCGAAUCGUUGAAAAUUCCUCGCUUCGAAAUCCUCUGGAAGGUCUUCUUGCUCAGAGGGUCGGCUGCAUGAGAUGUGGAUGGACAGAAGGGCUGUCUCUUAUUCCGUUCAACUGCCUCACGGUCCCUCUGGUUGGAAAUAUAGCAUGCAGUAUACGAGACUGUUUGGAUCAGUAUAUGGACCUGGAGUCCAUUGAAGGCGUGGAGUGCACCAAAUGCACCUUAUUGCGUGCGCGGGAGCAGCUCCGGAAUCUGCUGGAACAGAUCAAAGAGGAUAAGGAUCUUUCGAACUCUCCGCAGUUGCCGGACGCCCCUAACACUCUAAGGGCAUCCUUUGAGGGCCGAUUAAAAGCCGUGGAAGAGGCGCUUGAGGAAGAGGACUUCGCCGACAAGACGUUAUCGAACAAGUGUCACAUCCCUUCGAAAAACCGCGUGUCAACGACAAAGUCGAGGCAGGCGGUGAUCGCAAGGGCUCCUCAAUGUCUUGCGAUUCACAUCAAUCGCAGUCUGUUUGAUGAGAACACAGGGAUGCUAAGGAAGAAUUAUGCUGAACUCCGGUUCCCCACGACCAUUGAUCUCAGCGCAUGGUGUCUGGGAACGAAGUGCAAAGCCGCGGCUGACGGAAGUACCGAAGAGUGGGACACCAAUCCCCGGGCAUCCAUGCUGCCUCAUGCCAGCGCAACCGCAGACGCAGGAAGUAGACAAUACGAACUUCGGGCGCUGAUCACGCAUUACGGCAGACAUGAAAACGGACAUUAUAUUUGCUACCGGAAGUACCCAUCAGAUAUCUUUCCAGCAGAAGUAUCCGAGGCAGUGCUGGCAGCGGACGGUGAGAAGGAAAGAUCCGAACGGUGGUUCCGACUGAGCGACGAUGAUGUCCACAUGGUCAGCGAGCAACAUGUCCUGUCUCAAGGAGGAGCUUUCAUGUUACUCUAUGAAGCGGUUGAACAUCCUCCACUGCCAGCGAAGCCUAUGGACAUGAACAGCCCACGACUUGUGGAUGUUGAGCGACGGAAUCUGGCAUCAAACUCCAGCUUCACCACAACGGAUGACAUGUCCAUGGCAUCCACAGAUGCGUUGACACUCGAUGACACCGACUUGGACACGUCACGAACCCCGAGUAUAUCGCCUCCGGCUCCGGACCGAGUCAUCCCGUCCAUUGAAGAUAUACAACAUGGCACCUUUCCGAAACUGGGGGCUAGGUAUGUUGUAAAUGGCAGCAGGAGCAGUGACAAGGACGCCGAUGGGAUAUCAUCGUCGCCUUCCAUUGUCACAGUCUAGAUAUCUGACCUUGACGGUUCUCGCAGUGAUGUUGUGUUUUUGAGUCAUCACUUUCACCGCCAUUACAAUGAUACCCUUUUCCCCGCCGCAUAAAUGGAUGUUAUUCAACUUAAUUAGCAGGCGUUAUAUUGUUUUUUGUUUUUGUGUAUUUUUUUUUGGUUUCGAGAUAAUGCGGAUCAUCUGGGUUGUAUAAUAUUGGGUCUAGGUUGGGACUUUUAGGCUUUGGAUUAUUACAGUGGAUUGAUUAUGUGUCAGGAAUAAUGAACCGGGUUGAUUGACCAAGGGAUAGAACGGUUAUGGCCAUGCGAAUGGAUUUUAAACAGAAAC